AUGUUUCAUUGGGCCAUAUUGGUACCGCUUUUCUGCCAGAUCCUGUGCCUGAGGUGUGCACAGUACGCGGCCUUGGAGAAAAGGACGUCAUCCAGAUGGUUUGAUGCAGGAAUUUCGCCAAAGGCGAAGGGCUGGCCAGCAGUCCGGGGCAUUGUGGAAGUCAUCUUGGGUGUAGCAUUGAUCUUCUUUCUCAUUCUGCUGAUCCUUCCAAUUGCAGUCUUUCUCACAUCCUUCGAGGCCUUGAGGGAGCUUUUCCGGCUGGAUAGACCGCAAGUGGAUGAAGCAGAGGGCGAGGAACACCAGGUGACUUUGGUGCUGCCGGGGACCUGUUCAUAUCUCUUUUGGCAACUUGGAAUGAUCCAAUAUCUGUGCGAACAUUUUGACACCAGGCAUGCAAAAUUGGCGGGUGUAAGCAGCGGAGCCAUCAGUGCAGUGCUGUUGCUGCAGAUGGAGGAGAUCGCCACUGCUGCGACUGAGUCCUGCAAUUCAGAAACUUCAGGCCUCUGUGCGGCCAAAGCCGUGCGUCGACGAGCGCGGGAGGUCUUUGAGAUCAUCGAAGAUAGUGCUGAGGAGCUCAUGGUGUCCCCUUUGUCCUUCUGGUGCCGUUUGGGCAACUUGAUGGAGGAUCUCGCUCCUCGCUUGCUUCCUGAAGGAGAGACCAGUGCCUUGGGGUCUCGCUUACAGAUCGGCGUGCGGCGCUUGGCCACGGAUCGUGUCCCAGCCAUGGUUCCAGACGUCCUCACCAGCUUCGCAACUCGCGACGAACUGCUGGAGAGCAUUUUGGCAUCAUCCAACGUGUGGUUGGUGGUGAGUCUCCAACCCUGGAGAUAUGUUCCCAGUUUGGAUGCCCAAUGCAGCGAUGGAGUCAAUCCUUACUCCCUGUACUGCUUCUAUGACUAUUUGCGACAGCGGCUGAAUGGACAGUACAAGGUCAGUGCUCCCUCGCAUAUGCACGCAGGCGUUCUCGAUCGGAUCUAUGCUAUUUGGAAUUGCACCGUCAUGAAGGUGAUGCUGUCUUCCAGUGGCAAGAAGUUGUGGAUUAGCCCAACAGUUGGUGGACGUUUAAACAUCAUGUACUUCUUGAGGUUUUCUGGAUGGUUCAUCGGCUACCAGUGGCAGCAGGGCUAUCUCCAUGCCCAAGACUUGGAUGCCAGGGGCUACUGGCAAAGCUUGCCGCGUCGCUCUGGGAUGUAG
Messenger RNA from Cladocopium goreaui, 1194 nucleotides. The record is from the annotation of a GenBank genome assembly. NCBI's taxonomy places the organism in Eukaryota, Dinophyceae, Suessiales, Symbiodiniaceae.